CCGGGACAUGCAGGAUCGGGGCCAAGAGCAAAGAUCUCUAGGAGGGGGGGAAAAUGAAUGAAAUCAAGGAGAGCCUGCGGAGCAUUGAACAGAACUACAAGGUCUUUCAGCAACAGCAGUUCACCUUUAUUACUGCGCUGGACCACACCCGAGAGAACGCCCACGACAAGAUCAAGCCCGUAACAAGCAUCGGACAGGUGCAAACGUACAUGGACCAUCACUGCAACAAUUCCACCGACAAACGCAUCCUCCUCAUGUUCCUCAACAUUUGUGCUGAUCUGAGCAGGCUUUGCCAGAGGCUGGAAACCCUCCAUUCCGGUAACUCCACGACCAACGCGCUCCUGGAGAAAUGUAAGGUGCUGGUGAGCCACAGCAAUGACCUCAGCGGAAUCCGAGCCAAGUACCCCCACGAUGUGGUGAACCACCUCAGCUGUGAUGAAGCCCGGAACCACUACGGCGGCGUGGUCAGUCUCAUCCCGAUUGUCCUGGAUUGUAUGAAGGAAUGGGUCGCCCACAGCGAGAAGCUCCCUCGGAACCUGCUGCAGAGUGCUCCUUAGCUCUGGUCUUUUUGACCUCCUACCGGAAGAUGCUUCUGAAUAAAGCCAUUUCCCCUGCAUGCACGGCUCGUUGCUAGACUUCUAGAAGUGCUCUUGCGAUCAGAUGCCAAAAGGAA
Molecule: messenger RNA, 673 nt
Organism: Elgaria multicarinata webbii
Lineage: Eukaryota; Metazoa; Chordata; Lepidosauria; Squamata; Anguidae
Gene: SPACA9
Product: sperm acrosome associated 9
Exons: 5
Coding region: 54-557 (167 amino acids)
Cellular component (GO): sperm flagellum; ciliary base; acrosomal vesicle
Source: RefSeq, a predicted model, not a curated record